CUGCAUUCAGCCCUCGGAAGCUGCUAUGAAAAGAAGACCUUAAGUAGGCGUAUCCAAGGGGCAAGGAAUGGAAAGCAGAACAUAGUGGAUUUCAGCUGACGUGAUACAUGUUGCGCAUGUCUCAUAUUUCCAUGAAGGAAGUUCUAGCCCAGAAGGCAACUGUCAGUGACUGGGACCAGAGACAAUGGUCACAAGGGAUCUGGCCAUCAGUCUGAUCUUCUUCACACAGACUACCGUUGGAAUCCUGGGCAAUUUCUCACUUCUUUGUCAUUAUAUCAUCCUUUCCUUCACUGAGUACAGGUGGAGGUCCACAGAUUUCAUUCAUAAGCACCUGAUUGUAGCCAACUUCUUAGCCCUACUCUGUAAAGGAGUCCCCCAGACCAUGGCAGCAUUUGGGCGGAAACAUUUCCUCAGUGACACUGGAUGCAAACUUCUUCCCUUUCUUCACAGAGUGGGGAGGGGAGUGUCCAUUGGUAGCAUCUGCAUCUUGAGCGUCUACCAGGCCAUCACCAUCAGCCCUGGGAACUCCAGGUGGGCAGAGCUUAAAGAUAAAGCGCACAAAUACAUUUUCCCCUCGAUUUUCCUGUGUUGGGUCCUGCAAAUGCUGGUGAAUAUCAUUUUUCCUAUCUACUUAACGAGCACAUUGAGUGAUAAGAACAUCACAGACAAAAAAGAUUUUGGAUACUGUUCUUCGGUUCGUCAUGACAAAACUAGUGACUCACUGUAUGGACUGUUGUUAUCAUUCCCCGAUGUGUUAUGUCUGGGGCUCAUGCUCUGGGCCAGCAGCUCCAUGGUUUUCAUCCUGUACAGGCACAAGCAGCGAGUCCAACAUAUUCGAGGAACCAAUGCUUCUUCCAGAACCUCCCCGGAGUCCAGAGCCACCAAAACUAUCCUUCUCCUGGUGAGCACCUUUGUCUAUUGUUACACCCUGUCCUCCAUCUUUCAACUUGUUAUGAGUCUUUUUGAUAAUCCCAGCUUGAUCCUCGUGAAUGUCGCUGCAGUCGUGUCUGUGUGUUUCCCAACUGUCAGCCCCUUUCUGCUCAUGAGCCACAACUCCAAGGUACCCAAGGUACCCAAGGUACCCAGGCUCUGCUUUGCCUGGAGAAGGAAUAUAAGACCUCCUUGUCUUAUGAAAAAUAUGUAGACUGUAUGUACUUCUACAAUGUACAGCUGCC
Molecule: messenger RNA, 1175 nt
Organism: Panthera uncia (snow leopard)
Lineage: Eukaryota; Metazoa; Chordata; Mammalia; Carnivora; Felidae
Product: vomeronasal type-1 receptor 4
Exons: 1
Coding region: 185-1144 (319 amino acids)
Biological process (GO): G protein-coupled receptor signaling pathway
Cellular component (GO): membrane
Molecular function (GO): pheromone receptor activity
Source: RefSeq, a predicted model, not a curated record